AUGCCCUCGCCGGAGCCGCCCAUCAACGUGGCCGUGCUGCAGUCCUCGUACGGAGCCUCGGACUCCGUGUUCAAGGAUUGGGACACGUAUGACUGCACGCCGCGGCACUACUUCGACGCCCUGCCGGUCGGGCACCCGGCGCACGGGCGCUACCGCUUCACCAAUGUCUGGCUGGACAAGAGCACCUCGGUCAUCCGGACGCUGGAGCUGCUCAAUGGCGUGAGCGCUUCGGGGGCCGAGGCGCCCGGGCCGGCCGGCCCCGGUGCCUGCCCCCUCGCGCCGGGGGACCAGCCUACCGCACCCAACACCGCCACCAGCCCCUCAUCCAGUGCCAGUGCACAGACGUCAGCCGCCACGGCAUCCGUCACCGGGCCCUUCGACUUCUAUGUCAAUCUCACGGACGGCGCGUGGGACGAGGACCGGGCCGGGGUGGAGGUGUGCGAGGCGCUGCAGCGCUUCCGCGCCCCCUACACCGGCGCCGACCCGCGCUUCUUCUCCAUGACCAAGGAGGCGCAGAAACUCCGGCUGAAUGAGGCCGGCCUGGUGACGGCGCCCUAUGUCUUUUGCUACACGGAGGCCGACCUGCAGGCGGCCGACCGGGGCCUGGACUAUCCGCUGAUCUUGAAGCACUACAACAGCGGCGGGUCCAUCGGCAUGACGGUCGACUCGCGGGUGGAAACCCGCGACCAACUUCUGGCCGAGGGCCGCCGCUUCCUGCGGGAGUUCGGCGGCGUGCUGGUGGAGGAGUUCAUCGCCGGGCGGGAGUUCACGGUGCUCGUGAGCGAGGGCGGGUGCUCGGGACUCGGGUGCCAGGGCGCCGACGGCGAUCCGGCGGUCUUCUGCGGGGCGGUGGCCUGCCCCGGCGAGGCGGCCUCCAGGUGUCAGUGCGAUCAGGACACCCGGUCCGGCUGCACGCCCGGCACGUCGGCCAGUGCGGCGGCCAUGCUCGACGAGCCGGCAGCCUGCCGGUGCGGCCGCGACCGGGACCCCCUGCCACAUGCGUACCAGCCGGUGGAGUGCUCCUUCGCGCCGGAUGUCACCUUCAAGUACUUCGACAUCAAGUGGAUCGCCUACGAGGGCAUGGAGUGGACCCCGGUGGUGGAGGAGCCCCUGGCCGGGCGCCUGCGCGAGCAGGCGGUCCGCGCUUUCCGAGCCCUCGGCGGAACCGGCUAUGGUCGUGUGGAUGUGCGUCUUUGCCAGCGCACCGGGGACCUGGUUUUCCUGGAGAUCAACCAAAAUUGCGGGCUCUUCUAUGAGCGGGCCCUUUGGGGCUCGGCCGAUUACAUCCUGCACUUUGACAGCCCGGAGCAUGGGGUGGCGCGGUUCUUCGAGCGCAUCCGCCGGGCGGCCUUCCGCCGGGCCCGGCGCUCGAUUGCCACCUUCCAUGUGCGGACCUGCCCGGCGCCGGUCGGCGGCCCGGUCACCCGGCGCAAGCCGGUCGGCUGCUUUGCCUCGGUUGCCCUGCGCCCGGGGGACUGCGUGGCCUACAAUGAGGCUUGUCCGAUGGUGGUGUCCAGCCCCGGAGGGUCGGGUCUGUUGCAGGCCGACGCCUCGCCGCCGUUGCUGAUCCCGGAGCCGGUGCUGUCCGGCGACCGGGCCAUCGCCCUGCGCGGGGCCCCCACUCCCGGGGCCCAGGUCACCUUCUCCUUCUGGCCCGGGGUCAAUGGCCCGGCCCCGGUGGGUGCUGGGCCCCAGGAGAACCACCAGGCCAAUCCGCAGGUGUUCCGGUCGCCCGCCGGUGCCGGAGCCCCGGCCAACGCCCGCUUCGGCCAGCCCGCCAAGCAUGAUGGCACGCUCAGGGAUCCCUUCAGCGUCUUCGCCCUGCGGGACAUCCUCCCGGGCGAGGAGAUUGUCCUGGAUUAUGAUAGCUUCCUGGGCCUGUCGCCUGGCGGCAACCAGUGCUGA
Fonticula alba is the source of this 1905-nucleotide messenger RNA. RefSeq lists its product as hypothetical. Gene Ontology annotation, biological process: peptidoglycan biosynthetic process. The transcript has a single exon. The record is from RefSeq and is a predicted model, not a curated record. Gene Ontology annotation, molecular function: D-alanine-D-alanine ligase activity; ATP binding; metal ion binding. Bases 1 to 1905 code for a protein of 634 amino acids. Lineage: Eukaryota; Rotosphaerida; Fonticulaceae.